Cyphellophora attinorum is the source of this 1263-nucleotide messenger RNA. RefSeq lists its product as uncharacterized. The record is from RefSeq and is a predicted model, not a curated record. NCBI's taxonomy places the organism in Eukaryota, Fungi, Ascomycota, Eurotiomycetes, Chaetothyriales, Cyphellophoraceae. Bases 1 to 1263 code for a protein of 420 amino acids. The transcript is spliced from 2 exons.
AUGGCUGCGCCUGACAACUAUCAUAAUGUUCCCCUUCAUGAUCUGGAUUCACCUCCCUCGCACGACAGGGCAUAUCGCAGCUGGACCGAAGAACUUGCCAACAGACCCGGCUCGAUACCAUCCUACACGCCUAGUCUGCCUGCAAGGCCUGUGAAAAGGAAGGAUUACUGGAAGACGGUUGUCCUCGCGAUCCUGGCUAUCGUCGUGGUGGGCCUGGUCAUCUUUGCUGUGGCCAAGGUUGCCCAGCCGCACGCAAAGCAAGCAGAACCACAGCCACGAUCUUCGCCGCCGCUGCUCGGAAAUCUCAUGACGGAGACCAUCACUGCCUCAACAACUCCUGUGUCGAUAGCAACAAGCACGGCGUCAUCCACAUCGACAAUGAUUACUACCAUUGUUGUUACUGCCUCGACUGUCGAGACCAGCUCCAAUUUGGUACAAACGGUCGUGACGCCCUCCCCAACAGUUUUCACCACUACCGCUAGAGUAACAAGCACUGCCAUAAGCACUUCCGCGGUCACAGAAUCCCAGACCAUAAGUCCGAGCCAAGAUCCAGAGCCAUCGACAAUCACCAAGUCAGCUACGGAGUCCGCUACCGUGACUACUACAGCAUCUGCUUCGACGCAGACUACCACAGCCACAACGGAGGUUCCAGAGCCGACGACUACCAGUACGAAGACUGUGCACAAGACGACUACUUCUGCAUCAGUGGACGUCGUUACUACGAUCAAGCCAUCGACUAUCACCAACCAGGCUACCGUGACUGCUACGUCAACGGAGAGAGCGAAGCGAGGGCUGGUAUCUACUUCCGGCGCCUCGAGUGAGGGCUUUCCAACCGACUUGCGUCAUGCGUUCGAGGCUAGCAGCAGAUCUGUCUUUCACAAGUUCCAUGCACGCUAUCUCAAGAUGAUCACCAAAACAAGAACGCAUACCACAACUUCCCUCAGCACCUCCACGUCCACCGACGUCUCGCUGACCAGGAUCACGGUGACGACGACUACGACCUCAGUGACCACUGAGCCAGGUCCUACCGCUGCGGACCCACGACCCGAUGAAACUGGCCGGCCUGCCAAUACUCCUGGUGGCGAGCCCGCAUCGUCCUCGAGCCCAGCUCCCACUCCACCACCUCCACCACCUCCGUCACCAGCCCCAGAGUCAGGAGCUGCGAGCAAAACGGAGAGCAGUCUCAAAACAGUCACGACCCACUGCGUCUGGCAACACGAGCAUUCGGUCUGUUAUCCCAAUCGGGCGGUGUCGCUGGAGUAG